CCUGUUGCGCUCGUUUCCCAGCAUGCAUCGCGAAUUUAUAUAGCCAUCUUGUCGGGAGGUGAAAUUUUUUAGAUUUUCUGUUACCGAAGUCUGCGAGUUAGUUGGCUGUAAACUUUGAUGUCAGACCGUUUUCGUGGUUGUUUUGUUAGUACGCCCGAUUCUUGUCGCCGGGUGUCGUGAGUGACGUGUGAGGCGGUGUUUCGCAGCGCUCGGUCAGGAUGUGUUUGAUACUCAUCUGUAGGUAGAGAAGUGAGCGGCAGCAGGGGGAGUGAACGCAGCCGAAUCUACGACAGCGGCCUCACCGAGCUCCGAUCACCAGCAAACGAGGAUAAACGAAUAACCGACACGUCAUCUCGCGCACGCCGCUCGCGGAGAUUGUGUUCGUCCGCUGUUCACGCGCCGAAAAUGCAACAGGAGGGAAGAGGAAGACGGAUAGCGCACGACCGUCGCGGAAAACUCUGAAAUUUGGGGUCCGGUGCCGCAACAAUUUGCUGUUUUGUGAAGUCAGCAGCGUCUUUAAGGGGUCUCGGUGUCAUAAAAAGCUGUUAAGCAUGUCUAAGAUGCCUGCUAAGAAGAAGAGCUGCUUUCAGAUCACGAGCGUGACUCAGGCUCAAGUCGCGGCCAACAACGCGACCGACGACACCGAGAGCCUGGAUGACCCGGAUGAGUCCCGGACAGAGGACGUGUCCUCCGAGAUAUUUGACAUGUCCCGGACUGACUAUGGGGCUGAGAUAUGUGACAGGAGCUCCUCGGAGGAGACUUUGAAUAAUGUGGGUGAAGCAGAGGGCCAGUUGCCCGCUUCCACCCCUCUGAACGGCGGGUUUAGCCCACGCACCCUGGGUCACCAGGGCGUCCAGGCCUCGAGUACUCAAGCGCCGGGGAUGACUCAGCCCGCGCAAGUCAUCAGUGCAUCAAGCGCCACGACCGUAACCAGCUGCACUUCUCGCUUUAGGGUCAUUAAGCUCGACCACGGCUCCGGAGAGCCCUUCAGGAGGGGCCGGUGGACCUGUAUGGAGUAUUACGAGAAAGACCCCGAGGGCUCUGUGAUGAGCAGGACUGUGGAUAGUAUCAGGCACACCAGUGUGAAUGAGCCCGGAGCGGAUAGGGACAGUGGGCUCGGGGCUACCGUCGGGUCUGUAAUGGCUCAGGCGGCGCCUGAUGUAAGUUCCGACGGGUCGUCUUUCACCGGCCCGCCGCAGAAUCCAGAACUGCACACGCACAGCUUCAGUGUGGCCCUGCAGCAGGUCACCUCAGGGUCUGGAUCACCUGAGUCCUUUAGUAAUAAGCCAGUUCCUCCGUCUGCUCAGCAGCAGGUGCCGGGCAGCUCUCAUGUCGCUGUCCCUCACAGUCUCCACGAUGGAGGACACCCUGGCACCCACCUUCAGAAAUCUCCCAGCGUCCCUCCUCCUCAAGUGCAGCCGCUGCUUUAUCAACCCCAGCCUAUUACGCACCAAUCAACAAGUCAGCCUGAGUACAGCCAGCGUAACAUGCCGAUUACGGUCACCCAGACCCUCCCCGGGGUGAGCCUUUCCGUCGGGCAAGCCGUCACUCAGGGGUCGGCCCCCGUUCCGACCGCGGCCACAGGAGGAGUGCAAGUCCUGGGUACAGUAGAAAUGUCUGGAGUCCCUGGAGGUGUUCCCUUAGGGAGCCAGCCGAUCCCAAAUCUGGUGCCGCAUCCUGCGGCGGGGCUGGUGAGCAGCAUCGUCCCUGUGGCGUCCAUUCAGCAGCAAACGGUGGCACAGUACCAAGCCUCAGGAGUAAUGCAUGGUUUAUCGACAACUCCGCAAAGCACUCAGAGCUUGCCCGUAGCACCGGUGACUGCCGCAGUGGCUGGCGUCCCGGCCUCAAGCGUGCUCACUGCUGUGCCGGGAUCUGCUACAGCGCCCAAUACCUCCGCACACAGCCAGGCGUCCCAGGUUCCCCGCAAUGGGACGGCCGCGGGAAGCGUCUUCAGUCAGACGGACGAGAGUCGGAGGAUGUCUGAUGCGUCUGCGCAGGUUCACAGUAAAGACAUGAUGAAGCCCUUCAUCACACAAGGCUUGCAGCUGGCCAACCCGGCUGUCAACAGUUUUUUCGGCAUACCCAUUUCCAUUGAUGGGGAGGAGGACAGGAAUCCCUCCACAGCUUUCUUCCAAGCCUUCCAGUCCGGCAGUAGGCUGAAGGACUCAAAGAUGACCUGUGAUAGUGCCUCUGGAGCAAGUGUGGUUGCCAUUGAUAAUAAAAUAGAGCAAGCAAUGGAUUUAGUGAAAAGCCAUCUGAUGUACGCUGUGCGGGAGGAGGUGGAGGUGUUGAAGGAGCAAAUCAAGGAGCUCUGUGAGAGAAACUCUGUGCUGGAGCGAGAGAACGCAGUGCUCAAAUCCCUGGCCAACAACGAGCAGCUCUCUCAGCUCACUGUCCAAUCCAACUCCAACGCUCCCGUCCCGGGCCAAGCUCAGCCUUACCUUCAGCUGGACGUCGACAAGAACAUGGACUCCCUGCCACGACAACCGCAGCCCAACGUCACCUCCGCCUGAAGCCUGUGCGAACGACGCAUGUAUCAUCACAACAGCAGGAAACUCCGCUGAGCGCGCAUGCUGUCCGCCAUCGACGCAAGGAUGACUGCAAGGAGAGGCGUUUUCUGCUCGGGCACAACACGCUAGCAUUCCUGCGGACUGCGGUCUUGCUUUGGGUUCCGUUUGGCCCCUUCCCCCCCCAGAUGAGGUGGAGAGUUUGUGAAGAGAGUUAUUUUUUUAAUAAAGAGAAUCCAGCCAUGAAAAGGGUGUAUUUUUUAGCGUCGCAGUUUUCAGAGUCUAUUUUCAGAGCCACCGCACUUCAUGUGAUUUCGACUCACCAGUCUGUUCAGUUGUACUCUUUAUUAUUUAUUAUAGGGCUGCUAUUUUCAGAGAGGAACGAUGUCUACAGAACCUUUCGAUCCGACAGCAAUUGGUCAUCAAAUCAAGCAGCAGUCUUACUAUAUCAAUCAUCAAUGCAAGAGUAGCAGUGGGUGGAGUGUAAACACUAACAGCGACGUUUCUCUGUGGAUUACGAAUGUGAACCUGGUCUGAAUGUACAUUUUGUAUAGUGUAAAGAUAAAGAGCGUAACAAGUUUGUACAGGUUUGUGGGCGAAGAUCUAAACUGAAUCCUCAAUGGUCUACCCCGAUGAAGAAUGCUUCAGUUCUGUUGCUAGUAGUAUGUUGGAAAAAGAAGUCAGUUGCCAUAUUCUCCUGCCCGCUACCCUGAUGUCUCAUAUGUUUUUGGGGUCGGGAAGGGGAUUUAAAAGAAAAAAAACUGUGAAGUUGUUCAACCUACUUUGUAACCAAAGAUGCAAAGCUGUGUAAUUCCUUUUUCUCUCGCUCUUUCGUUAUGCACACUCUUAUGUACAAUUUUUUAAUUUUUCCUCACGGCAAACUUUUUUUUGUUGCUUUUAGGCAUGUUCUGCAUGAUCUGUAACAGUCAGACCACUUUCUUACCUCAUUUGUAUUGGGCACUCAUAUUGUAAGUAGUCUGUGAAUAGUGUCGGCAGGGGAAGGAGAUCUGGAGGCGAUGGUGAGGAGAUAAAACAGACUAGUGUGUGACGCACUAGCCACAGAUAAUGAAGUGAGCCAUGUUUCGUUCAUUUAAAUGGUGUUUGUAUUUCAUAUGCCAAUAGUUUUGUUACAUUGCAAAUUUUAAUGUAUUUAAAUAAAUGCAAUAUUCAAAUUACAAAA
This is a messenger RNA of Cyprinus carpio (common carp), 3687 nucleotides long. Its product is annotated as TSC22 domain family protein 2. Gene Ontology annotation, biological process: regulation of transcription by RNA polymerase II. The record is from RefSeq and is a predicted model, not a curated record. NCBI's taxonomy places the organism in Eukaryota, Metazoa, Chordata, Actinopteri, Cypriniformes, Cyprinidae.